Molecule: messenger RNA, 1660 nt
Organism: Meloidogyne enterolobii
Lineage: Eukaryota; Metazoa; Nematoda; Chromadorea; Rhabditida; Meloidogynidae
Source: the annotation of a GenBank genome assembly
UUUAAAUUUUUCUUAAAAAAAUUUUUUUUUAAAAAAACAGGGAAAUAUGUCUUCACUCGUUGAAUUUGUUAGAGUUGAUACGUGUGAUAAUCCAACAGAUCACGAAGACAAAUUAAAAGUUUGUAAUCAUUUUUCUAUUGGAUUAUACAAAAAGAGGGAAGAUAAAAUAAUUGUUUUGGGUUGUUUGGCUCUUUUAUUUGUUGUUGCUAGCUGUUUGGCUGUUUGUGGAUAUUCUGGUUAUAAUAAGCCGAUAAUUUAUGGUGAUUUUGAAGCGCAGAGGCAUUGGAUGGAAGUAACAGUUAAUUUGCCAAUUUCUAAAUGGUAUUUUUACGAUUUGGACUAUUGGGGGUUAGAUUAUCCUGUUUUGACUGCUUACCAUUCUUGGAUUUUGGGAAAAAUUUCCCAAAAAUUCAAUUCAAGUUGGGUAGAAUUAGACAAAUCUAGAGGAAUCGAACAAAUUGAACUCAAAUUAUUUAUGAGAUUUAGUGUUAUUAUUACUUUAAUGUUAAUUUAUGCGCCUGCUAUAAUUUUUUUGGUUAUUCAAAAUGAGGGGAAGCAAAAUAAAAUUUCAUUCCUUCAUUUAGCCCAAGUUUUACUUUUUCCUGGACUUUUAUUUGUUGAUUGUGCCCAUUUUCAAUACAACCAUUUAUCUCUCGGAUUAUUUUUGUGGGCAAUUCUUGCUUUUGAUAAGGGGAGAUUAUUUUUGGGUUCUAUACUUUUUGUUUUGGCAUUAAAUCAUAAACAAAUGGAGCUUUACCAUGCUUUGCCUGUUGCCGUCUUUUUGUUUUCCAGAAGCUUUAAAAGGGGCCAAAGUAUUUUUUCAGCAAUUGUGGAAAGUAUUUCAAAUCUGUCAAAACUGGCUUUUGUUGUUUUUGAUACUUUUUUCAUUUUGUGGGUUCCCUUUUUGCUGCCACAUCCUUCUGUGGCUUUACAAGUAUUGAAAAGAUUAUUUCCCUUUUAUAGAGGACUUUUUGAGGAUAAAGUUGCUAAUUUUUGGUGUUGUGCUUCUAUUUUUAUUAAAUUUAAACAAAUUUAUUCGGUCGAAAAAUUAAUUAAAAUUAGUUCAUUAUUAGUAUUAUCAACAUGUUUACCUUCAUUAUAUUGUCUUUUAUCAAAACCUAAUGGACGCAAUUUCCGGCUUUCUUUAAUUAUUUGUUCUCUCAGUUUUUAUUUAUUUUCAUUUCAAGUACAUGAAAAGUCAAUUUUGUUGGUUGGAAUUCCAGCUCUUUUACUUUUGGAUGACAAAACUUUAGGUAAUUCUAUGGGAAUUUUGCUUUCAACUUGUUGUUUUAGUUUAUAUCAUUUGUGUAUCAAGGAUGGAGUGCCAGAAAUGUUGCCCUUUUUUAUUUUUUAUCAUUUAUUUAAUGUUUGGAUGGAAAAGGAAAGGGCAAAAAAAUUAAAUUUGGUUAAAGAAGAGAAUAAAAUGAAAAUAAUGGAAAAUUUAAUUAAUUGGGCAUCUUUUCUUCUCCUUAUAUCAAUUAAUUUGGCAAAUUUAUUUAUUUCACCGCCAAAAUUAUAUCCAGAUUUAUUUUCUUUGUUAAAUGCUUUGUGCUGUUUUUUGAAUUUUAUUUAUUUUUAUAUUUAUUUAAAUAUUGAAAUAAUUAAUAAUUCAAUUAGAGGGGGAAAAAGAAGUGGAGGAGCAGGAAAGAAGGAAGAAUAA